UAUUCACUUUGGUGGUGUUGAAUAAAAAUGUGUUCCAGAAUUCUCGUCGGCCUACUGGCACUCGCUAUGCUUGCGGCUCAAGCACCUUCAACAGAUGGCGCCAGAAUACUUGCAGUCUACGCAGCUGAGACCGUAAGUCACUACCAGAUGCAUCGAACUCUGAUUAGCGAGUUAGUGAAACAUGGACAUGAGGUCACCAUGAUAACCGCAAUCACGCUUGAACCACUCAAAUUGGGCAGCAACUAUACAGAGAUACUCAUUGAACCAGCGUUUGAUUCAUGGAAGUUCGUUAAGGAAAUUAUCGGGAAAAAACCGAACCUAGAAAUGGAAAAUAGUUUAUCGACUUAUUUUGAAAUCGUAAAGUAUGUGGCUGUGCUGGGUAACGAACACACGUUAAAGCAGCCAAAAGUGCAGGCUCUUAUAAAUGCCAAAAGAACAGAAGGCGUUUACGAUCUGCUACUGGUAGAGCAGUUACAUCAAGAAGCCUUUCUCGCCUUUGCCCACGUCUAUAAAAUACCCGUUGUUAGUUCAGCCACAUUUGCGCAACAAAACUAUAUGAGUCAAAUGUUCGGCUAUGUGACACCUUGGUCGUAUGUGCCUAUGGAAUAUCUAGCAUUUUCUGAUCGCAUCAGCUUUUGGGAACGCGCCCUAAAUAGCUUUUGCUCACUUCGCCUUGAUUUAUUCCGUGAAUUUGAGUAUUUUCCGAAAAUGGAUGCGCUUGUGCAGAAAUACUUUGGGCAUAUGCCAAUUGAAUUCCCCAGUGUUUCGGCAAUGGAGAAGAAUCACUCUGCUAUAUUAAUCAACAAUUACACACCAUUAGCCUUCGCUGAACCUAAAAUGGACAACAUGAUUUUUGUCGGCGGCUUGCACAUCAAUCCACCAAAGCCACUACCCACCGAUUUGCAGAAAUUCUUAGAUGACGCAGAACAUGGGGUUAUUUACUUCAUCUUUGGUACACAAGUUAAGUCCAAGGACAUGCCACCAGAAAAGCUGGACGUAUUUCUCAAGGUCUUCCGCCAGUUGGAGCAGCGUAUUUUAUGGAAAUUCGAAAACAGCAGCAUACCAAAUUUACUAGCUAAUGUUAUGAUUAAGGACUGGUUGCCGCAGAAUGAUAUCUUAGCACACGCUAACAUGCGCGUGUUUAUCUCCCAUGGAGGGCUCUUUGGGUUACAAGAAGCUGUCUUUCAUGGUGUACCGGUAGUGGGCAUGCCUUUCAUGUUCGAUCAGCGAUUAAAUCUGAAGAAAGCCGAGACUGCUGGAUUUGCCGUUACUUUGGAUUACCAUACGCUCACUCAUGAUGAUUUCAGGAGCGGUCUGAAUGAGGUGCUCUUCAAUCCCAAAUACCGGGAUAAUGCUAAACGGUUCUCGCGCAUUUUCCGCGAUCGUCCCAUAGGUCCGCGCGAGACUUUAAUCUAUUGGAUCGACUAUGUGAUACGCCACAAUGGAGCGCGUCAUUUGCGCGCUGCUGGCAUGGAUUUGAAGUGGUACCAAUUCUAUUUACUGGAUGUUGCUGCCCUAGUUCUGGUCGCGCUUUUGUUAGCAUUCGCAGUUUCUGUUUUUACAAUACGAUGGAUCUUGCGAAAGAUAAGGGGUGGCAAGGGUAAACAAAAGGUGCAGUAA
Messenger RNA from Rhagoletis zephyria (snowberry fruit fly), 1620 nucleotides. RefSeq names its product UDP-glucuronosyltransferase 2B4-like. NCBI's taxonomy places the organism in Eukaryota, Metazoa, Arthropoda, Insecta, Diptera, Tephritidae. Gene Ontology annotation, molecular function: UDP-glycosyltransferase activity. The record is from RefSeq and is a predicted model, not a curated record.